This is a messenger RNA of Symbiodinium necroappetens, 1242 nucleotides long. NCBI's taxonomy places the organism in Eukaryota, Dinophyceae, Suessiales, Symbiodiniaceae. The record is from the annotation of a GenBank genome assembly.
AUGCUUCGCUUAGCGAAUUUCUGGGCCCCAGCAGUGCUGGGGCUAUGGGUCGUUUCGGCGACUCAGACUUCCGUGUCCGUCGCGCUGCACAAGCGAGUUGCGACAGUUGCAACAGUGAGGAAGCAUGCGGAGGCCAGCAAGAGCAGCGUGCAGCACAAGAUGGCAUAUUUCGGCACCAUACAGGUCGGAAACCCUCCACAGGAGUUUUCAGUUGUUUUUGACACUGGGAGCGGAAAUCUCAUAGUUCCUGGCAGUGAUUGCUCCAGCGAUGCCUGCACCAGCCAUCGACGUUUCGAUCAUAGGAAGAGCGAUGGAAUCAAUGCAAUCAAUUGCGAUGGCAGCAAUGUCUCUCGCGGGAUGCUGGCGGACGAAAUUACCAUUACCUUCGGCACGGGAAAGAUUACUGGCCAGUGCUUCACGGACUCCAUUUGUGUUGGGGCCGCAUGCUCCAAAGGCAACUUCAUUUCGUCGCUUGACGAGAGUUACACGCCUUUUGCCACCUUCUCCUUCGACGGGGUGCUUGGCCUCGCGCUGGACUCCAUGGCGCAGUCCAACGAGUUCAGCGUGAUGAGCCGCUUACAUGGCGCAGGCGUGCUAGCGCAGCCGCUUUUCUCUGUGUUUCUGUCAGACUCCGAUGAAGAGAAGUCGGAGAUCACCUUUGGAGCUAUCAAAGAGGAGCACAUGGCGUCAGAGCUGUACUGGGUGAACGUGGUCGGGGAUGCAGGCUAUUGGCAGGUUGAGAUCCAGGAUAUUUAUCUCGGAGAUAAAGCUCAGAAGCUUUGUCAGGGUUGCCGAGUGGCAGUGGACACCGGCACCUCCGAACUUGCAGGUCCAUCAGACAUCAUUGCCCGGCUGGAGGGGCUUCUGGGUUCGGGACAUGACUGCUCAAACCUGGAUUCCUUGCCGCACCUGGGCUUCUCUGUCCGUGGUCCCAAUGGCAAGCCCAAAAUUCUGUCCCUGUCGCCGAAAGACUACACAUCCGAGGGAUCCUUCGGUGGCUGCAACCUGUCCUUGAUGAACUUGGACGUUCCUCCACCCAAGGGGCCACUCUUCGUUUUCGGGAUCCCGUUUCUUCAGAAAUACUUUACGGUGUACGAUCACGAAAACAGCCGUGUCGGAUUUGCGGUGGCGCAGCACAAGGGCGAGAAGGCCGAGAUGCUGCUGGAGGUCUCCGAGUCCACGGAUGUGGAGCAAGGAGCCGGAGCUGCUCGACAAUCCUUCCUCUCACGCGUGCGGAGGUGA